Messenger RNA from Dendrobium catenatum, 760 nucleotides. RefSeq names its product NDR1/HIN1-like protein 1. The record is from RefSeq and is a predicted model, not a curated record. Gene Ontology annotation, biological process: defense response to other organism. NCBI's taxonomy places the organism in Eukaryota, Viridiplantae, Streptophyta, Magnoliopsida, Asparagales, Orchidaceae.
CAAACAACACGGCGCGAAGCAGCAGAAUCAACGAUAUUACUUUUUGGCUCAAACUUCUACUCUAUAACCUCUUCCGACCUUCCCCUUCCGCUCCUCCUCCUCCUCCCCCGUUCAGCUCGGUACCCAAUUCUCUUCUUUCCUCCCAUUUCCUCCUCCGAAUAAGCCAUCUUCAGCUCCUCGCCGGGUUCAUUGUCGGCGUCUAUCUACGAUUACGAUGAAGGAGUGCGGCGACCACGGAUACUGCAGGCGCCGCCGCAUAAUCCGGCGAACCGUCUUCUGCAUUAUCUUAUUUAUAAUCCUCGUUCUCCUCGCAAUCCUAAUCGUCUGGCUCGUCCUCCGUCCCACCAAACCCCAAUUCUACCUACAAGACGCUCGGGUUCUCGGCUUCAACCUCUCUGCCCCAAAUCUCCUCUCCUCCACCAACCAUCCAAAUCACAUCUCUCCGAACCCUAACGAACUGCAAUACGGAUUCCUCUUCCUCUACGUCAAGAUCGCGGCCGCACUCCGGUGGCAGGUAGGUAGCUGGACCUCUGAUCGCUACCAUAUCUUUCGGGUCGAUUGUCCCGUCUUUUCUCACCUUCGCAAUCAUGCCAGUGGAGUAACCGGUUAUCCGGUUCCAGCAAUGGUCGACUGCAGCGUCGACGUGGUGAGCAUCCAUUCCAAUUUCCCGAUCUCGCCGCCGGCGGUGCUCGUCGUCUCUUUGGAUCUCUGUUUUGGUUUCAUUGAUUUCGUGGUUUUAUGGGCCGUGGUUUGGCUAUAG